Messenger RNA from Diaporthe citri, 2337 nucleotides. RefSeq lists its product as uncharacterized. The transcript has 4 exons. Gene Ontology annotation, molecular function: beta-glucosidase activity. The coding region runs from base 1 to 2337 and encodes 778 amino acids. Gene Ontology annotation, biological process: glucan catabolic process. The record is from RefSeq and is a predicted model, not a curated record. NCBI's taxonomy places the organism in Eukaryota, Fungi, Ascomycota, Sordariomycetes, Diaporthales, Diaporthaceae.
AUGAGGAAUUUCACCCCCGUCCUCGCCACCCUGGCACUCGCCAGCACCGCCUGUGCACAAGGGUCCUUGUGGAAUGGGACAUCACCGCUCUACAAGAACCCCAAUGCCACCAUAAAUGACCGAGUGGCCGACCUGCUGAGCCGCAUGACAAUAGAGGACAAGGCGUCACAGCUGCUCCAGGGAGACUUCUCCAACUGGAUCAACGUCACAGAUGGCAGCUUCAACGCCAGCGGCCUGGAAUGGAACAUGCAGUACCGGGCGGCCGCCUUCUACGUUGGCUACUACACCAACUGGACGACCCUUGCCGACGGCAUCAAGGUUGCUCAGGACUACCUGACCCAGAACACCACCCUUGGUAUUCCCGCCUGGGUCCAGUCCGAGGGCAUCCACGGCUUUCUGGCCGUCAAUGCCACCAUCUUCAACUCGCCUAUCGCGCUCGCCUGUUCUUGGAACCCGGGCUUGGUCGAGAAGAUGGGCAAGGCCGUUGCGCAGGAGGCCCUUGCCCUCGGCGUGAACAACAUCUUCGCUCCCGUGGUGGAUCUCGCCCGUGAGCUGAGGUUCGGCCGAGUCGAGGAGACGUACGGAGAGGACCCGUAUCUCUCAGGAGAACUAGGAUAUAGCUACGUCAAGGGGCUGCAGUCCGGCAGGGUCGCGGCCAUGGUGAAGCACUUUGCCGCCUUUGCCACGCCAGAACAAGGCAUCAACACCGCGCCCGUGCACGGAGGAGAGCGGGAGCUCCGGACGACAUACCUGCCGCCUUUCAAACGCGCCAUCAUCGACGCCGAAGCCGUGAGCAUCAUGUCGGCAUAUCAUUGCUAUGAUGGUGUGCCAGCGGUGGCUGACUACCACAUUCUGACAGAGAUUCUUCGGGACACCUGGGGCUACGAAUACUUUGUUAUGAGCGACGCAGGAGGUACGGACCGUGUUUGCACGGCUUUCGGGCUUUGUCAAGCCUCACCCAUCGACUCCGAGGCUGUCGUGUCUCUCGUUCUCCCAUCUGGUAACGACAUGGAGAUGGGCGGUGGGUCUUACAACUUCCAAAAGAUCCCCGAUAUGAUCGAAGCCGGCACGCUCGAUGAGGCAAUUGUUGACCUUGCCGUCUCACGAGUGCUCCGGGCCAAGUUCAAAAUGGGCCUGUUCGAGAACCCCUCCACUGGAGUUCCAGAGGAUGAGUACGGGAACUACAUCAACACCAACGAAACGCAGCAGCUCGCACGCCAGCUCGAUACCGAGUCCAUUGUCCUGCUUGAGAACCACGAUAAUGUUCUCCCGCUGAGCAAGACUGCUAACGUGGCUGUAAUCGGACCCAUGGCCCACGGUCUAAUGAACUAUGGCGACUAUGUCGUAUAUAAAUCUAACUACCGUGGCGUUACGCCACUCGACGGUAUCAACGAAGUCAGCGAGGGCACCGUUACCUUCGCCCAGGGGUGCGAGCGCUGGUCGACCGACGAGUCCGGAUUCCCUGAGGCCAUCGCCGCCGCCGAGGCAGCUGACGUCGCCGUCGUUGUGGUGGGGACCUGGUCCCGCGACCAAGGCGAGCUUUGGACUGGACUGAACGCCACCACGGGCGAGCACAUUGAUGUCUCAGACCUCAAGCUCGUGGGCGCUAUGCCGAAGCUCGUACAGGCCAUCAUCAACACGGGAAAGCCGACUGUAGUGGUUUUCAGCUCCGGGAAGCCAAUCACCGAGCCUUGGAUCAGCAAGAAUGCCUCGGCACUCGUGCAGCAGUUCUACCCCUCCGAGCAGGGAGGCCAUGCUCUCGCUGACGUGCUGUACGGAAACUACAACCCCAGCGGACGCCUGAGCGUUUCCUUCCCGUACGACGUGGGAACGACCCCUAUCUACUACGACUAUCUCAACUCGGCUCGUGCUUAUCCCAACCCUGGGCAAGUCUUCCCCAAUGGGACAUUGGUCUAUGGUAACAAUUAUGUGCUGCAGUCGCCCUUGGCGCUAUACGAUUUCGGCUAUGGCCUCUCGUACUCCAACUUCUCGUACUCGCCUGUCACUCUGUCUUCAACCACUGCGUCCGCAACCGACAAGAUCACGGUCUCGGUAGACGUGACCAACAAUAGCACCGUCGAUGGGACAGAAGUCGUGCAGGUCUACGUCAAGGACGUCGUCUCCUCGGUCGUGGUCCCGAACAAGGAGCUCAAGGGCUUCGCCAAGGUCCCCAUCGCGGCAGGUGCCACGGAGACAGUCAGCGUUGACUUGGACGUGGCAAAUCUAGGGCUUUGGGACAUGAAGAUGAACUAUGUCGUUGAGCCUGGCAACUUCACCAUACUCGUUGGCAGUUCCAGUGGCAACUUGCCUGUGAACGCUACGUUGACGGUGGCCUGA